Messenger RNA from Cannabis sativa, 1162 nucleotides. RefSeq names its product transcription factor MYB13. The record is from RefSeq and is a predicted model, not a curated record. NCBI's taxonomy places the organism in Eukaryota, Viridiplantae, Streptophyta, Magnoliopsida, Rosales, Cannabaceae. The transcript is spliced from 3 exons. The coding region runs from base 218 to 982 and encodes 254 amino acids.
ACGGCCCCAUAUAUAGUUACAACUAGUAAAUGUAUAUCUAUCUUCUUGAGAAACGAAAAGACGCCCUCUUAAUUAUAGCUUUUCCCUUAUUUGGUUUGGUGCAUGCACAUAUAUACUUGACUCUUCCUCUUCUUCUUUCUCAUUAUUAAUUAAUUAAUUUAUAUAUAUGUAUAUUUAUAAAGCUCAUACGAUAAUAAAUUAAAAGUGAGAAAGAGAGAUGGGUAGUAGGAGAGCAUGUUGUGAGAAUAUGGGACUGAGAAAAGGACCAUGGACCCCUGAAGAAGAUCACAUACUCAUUUCUUAUAUCCAACAAUUCGGUCAUGCAAAUUGGAGGGCUCUUCCUAAACAAGCAGGUCUGUUAAGGUGUGGAAAGAGCUGUAGGCUUCGUUGGAUAAAUUACUUGAGGCCUGAUAUUAAAAGAGGAAACUUCAGCAAAGAAGAGGAAGACACCAUCAUCAAGCUACAUCACAAUCUUGGAAAUAGAUGGUCUUCUAUAGCGACCCAAUUACCAGGAAGAACAGACAACGAAAUAAAAAACUUCUGGCACACCCACUUGAAGAAGAAAAUCAAGAAGAAGUUAAUAAUGAAACAAAGUAGUAAUAGUGAAACUGAUCAUCUUGACCAUGAAGCAAUAUUACAACCCAUGACGAUGAUGAUGAUGGUCAAUAAUGCCAGAACUAGUAGUAGUAAUGCUACUACAGUUGUUAAUAAUAAUGUCCAUCACCAACAACACCAUUAUUACAAGCAUUCUACUACCAGGACAGUCUUUUUUGAUCCAAAAUUACAGAUCUCAUCAUCAUUAUUGUUAAACUCUGAUGAUGUACAUCACUCAUUCAUGGAUCAUAAUAACAAUAAUAAUACUGAUGAGGAUGAUGUUAUGGAGGAAGGCAUUCACAACUUUUGGUACAAACUUCUUGUGAAGUCAGCAGAGACUGCUACUGCUGCUGCUUCAGUACCACCAGCUCUUGCAAAUUUUGGAUAAUUAUUAUAAUUUUCUUUUCUUUUUCAACGUAGAUUUUUUUUUUUUUUUAAAGUUUGAAAUUUGGUUUUGUCUACUUUUGACAUUAUUGUGUGAUGGUGAAAUUAAUUUAGUUGAAUGAGAUAGUGAAGAUGAAUACUAUUAUUUUAUUGCCAAAAACCUCAUUAAAAUAUACUUUUUUUA